This is a messenger RNA of Bacillus rossius redtenbacheri, 933 nucleotides long. Its product is annotated as PE-PGRS family protein PE_PGRS26-like. The transcript has a single exon. The coding region runs from base 1 to 933 and encodes 310 amino acids. Lineage: Eukaryota; Metazoa; Arthropoda; Insecta; Phasmatodea; Bacillidae. The record is from RefSeq and is a predicted model, not a curated record.
AUGAAAGAAGAGGAAAGAAUGUGGGAAUUGGAUGGUAUUAGUGAUAUUGUCUUUGACAGUGUUAUAGUUCCACUCGGUGACAGUGACGACAGUGGCGACAGUGGCGACAGUGGCGGCAGUGGCGACAGUGGCGGCAGUGGCGGCAGUGGCGGCAGUGGCGGCAGUGGCGACAGUGGCGACAGUGGCGACAGUGGCGACAGUGGCGACAGUGGCGGCAGUGGCGACAGUGGCGGCAGUGGCGGCAGUGGCGGCAGUGGCGGCAGUGGCGGCAGUGGCGGCAGUGGCGGCAGUGGCGGCAGUGGCGGCAGUGGCGGCAGUGGCGGCAGUGGCGGCAGUGGCGGCAGUGGCGGCAGUGGCGGCAGUGGCGGCAGUGGCGGCAGUGGCGGCAGUGGCGGCAGUGGCGGCAGUGGCGGCAGUGGCGGCAGUGGCGGCAGUGGCGGCAGUGGCGGCAGUGGCGGCAGUGGCGGCAGUGGCGGCAGUGGCGGCAGUGGCGGCAGUGGCGGCAGUGGCGGCAGUGGCGGCAGUGGCGGCAGUGGCGGCAGUGGCGGCAGUGGCGGCAGUGGCGGCAGUGGCGGCAGUGGCGGCAGUGGCGGCAGUGGCGGCAGUGGCGGCAGUGGCGGCAGUGGCGGCAGUGGCGACAGUGGCGACAGUGGCGACAGUGGCGACAGUGGCGACAGUGGCGACAGUGGCGACAGUGGCGACAGUGGCGACAGUGGCGACAGUGGCGACAGUGGCGACAGUGGCGACAGUGGCGACAGUGGCGACAGUGGCGACAGUGGCGACAGUGGCGACAGUGGCGACAGUGGCGACAGUGGCGACAGUGGCGACAGUGGCGACAGUGGCGACAGUGGCGACAGUGGCGACAGUGGCGACAGUGGCGACAGGUCUGAUUCAAGUCUGGAAGGGAUAGCACCAUUGCCAGAUUGUGAUUAG